AUGAGUGAGCUCCGCCAGCCUGAGGCCGACCUUGAGGCCCCAGUCCCGGCCCAGGGUCCGGUGGAGGCGCCGCUGCUGGGGGCUGCGGGGGAGGAGGCCGCAUCCCCCUCGUCCUCCGCCUCCCCUGGUGCCCCCUCCUUCUCCGCCUAUGCCGAGCCCUUGUCCCGCGAGGCACUUGUUGCGCUGAUGGCUGACCUGGUGGGGUUCCUGCUCGUCAAGUUUCGUACCGGGGAGCCGACCUCUGAGGCGGAGAUGCUGAGUACGGUCGUCCGGGAGCAUCGGGACCACUUCCCCGUGGUCUUCCGCCUCGUUUGCGAGUGCAUGCAGCUGCUGUUUGGCUUGGCCGUGAAGGAGGUGGACCCCCGCCAGCGCACCUACGUCCUGGUCCCCACCCUGGGCCUCACCUGGGAUGCAGUGCUGAGCGACUGGCAGCGCACGCCCGAGGCCAGCCUCCCUCUGCUGGUCCUGACCAUGGUCACCCUGUUCGGUGACCGCGCCCCUGAGGAGGAGGUGUGGGGAAAGCUAGGCACCCUGGGGUUUUGUGGCGGGAGGGAGCUGCUCACCGAAGUGUGGGUGCAGACGGGUUACCUGAAGUACCGGCAGGUGCCCCACAGCGACCCUGCCCGCUACGAGUUCCUGUGGGGUCCCCGGGCCUACGCAGAGGCCAGCAAGUGUCAGGUCCUGCAGCAUCUGCUCAGGAGCAAUAGCAUGGAUCCCAGGUUCUUCCCAUCCGUGUCUGCAGGGAGUGUGAGCGAUGAGGAAGAGGGAGCCUGA
Lagenorhynchus albirostris (white-beaked dolphin) is the source of this 774-nucleotide messenger RNA. Its product is annotated as melanoma-associated antigen 8-like. Gene Ontology annotation, biological process: negative regulation of transcription by RNA polymerase II. NCBI's taxonomy places the organism in Eukaryota, Metazoa, Chordata, Mammalia, Artiodactyla, Delphinidae. The record is from RefSeq and is a predicted model, not a curated record. Bases 1 to 774 code for a protein of 257 amino acids. The transcript has a single exon. Gene Ontology annotation, cellular component: nucleus.